Ordospora pajunii is the source of this 444-nucleotide messenger RNA. RefSeq lists its product as uncharacterized. NCBI's taxonomy places the organism in Eukaryota, Fungi, Microsporidia, Ordosporidae. The transcript has a single exon. Bases 1 to 444 code for a protein of 147 amino acids. The record is from RefSeq and is a predicted model, not a curated record.
AUGAUCUUUGUUUUUUUUCUGAUUGUAUUGACGUUUGCAUACGUGCUCUUUAUGAGUGUGCGAAACAGAAAGGGCUCAAGGAUCGUGAAGUUUGUUGGCCCAAGAGGAUGUGGAAAAACAACAACAUUGAAUUCGCUGCUUGGAAUCAAUGGCAAAACCGUCCCAACAUUGGAAAGCUACAAGGCCAUGUAUGAAUCCAUUACAAUACACGAUGUAAUUGAAAAGGACGGGUGCUUUCUUGAGAAGUAUGGAAUCGAUGAUGUCUCGGCAACAUACUUUUUCUUUCUCAAGGACCUGAACGAUGCCUGUAAGCAUCCUGAAACAAAAGGAUUCGACAUCAAACUUGUUUAUUUCGGAUCAUGCGAUGCUAACAAAGCCAAAGAACGAAACGUCAUUGUAUUAAAUGGCAAUCCGUCGGAAAUCAAGAUCUAUCUUCCGAAUUAA